Molecule: messenger RNA, 4021 nt
Organism: Fundulus heteroclitus (mummichog)
Lineage: Eukaryota; Metazoa; Chordata; Actinopteri; Cyprinodontiformes; Fundulidae
Gene: msantd2
Product: myb/SANT-like DNA-binding domain-containing protein 2
Exons: 4
Coding region: 39-1706 (555 amino acids)
Source: RefSeq, a predicted model, not a curated record
UCUUCCCACCACCCCCUCCCCUUAGCAACAGAGGCAACAUGGCGGCGUCCAGUAACGCGGAGCUCUCUCCUGAGAUAAUGACGCCAUUAAAGAUACCGAAAACCGAGGUGCCAUCUCCCGAGUCCGAGGAUUUGAGUGACAGCAUUCAAUACCACUCCAAUUCCUCCACACCCAACCGAUUCUCGCCUCUGAACGUUGGUUCCGGCGCGGCGAGCCGGACGGCGGCCUCAUCCUCCAACAGCUUCACCGCCUGCCGGGGGAUGUCAUGGACGCCGUCCGAGACGAACGCCCUCAUAGCGGUGUGGGGCAACGAGAGGCUGACGGAGGCCAGGAUGCAGCAGCUGGAGGUGGCCGGCACCGUGUUCUCCGGGAAGCCCCCCGGUCCGGCCAUGUACGAGCGGGUGUCCAGAGCGCUGUCGGACCUGGGCUACGAGAGAACCCCGUCCCAGUGCAGGGAGAGGAUGAAGACGCUGAGGCGCUGCUACAGCCGCGUGAAGGAGCACGGCAUCGGGAAGAGGAAGAGCAGCUACACCUUGGAGCAGCUGGAGAAGGUGUUCGGCCAGGGAGGCUGGGACUCUCAGAGCUGCGCCCCGGUGCUGAUCAACAGCAGCGGCCUGUACCAGGACAUGGAGUCUGAUGGCAGCACGCUGGAGGACUUCUCCCAGGAGGACUGGUGCAACCAGGUGCUGGACUCAGCUUUCCAGGAGGGAGACAUGGACACUGAAGACAUACAGGUGCCUAAAAGCAGAGCUCUACAGAUUCAAGCAGAAUUGUCUGAACUAACCCAAAAGAAGGAGACGAUGCAGACCGUCAUCCGCAUCCUGGAGUCCGUGCAGCUGAACUGGGAGCACUUCCAGACGUGGACGGAGUUCUCACGGCUCCACCUGUCCAACAAGCUGGCCAUCUUCGGCGUGGGCUACAACACGCGCUGGCGCGAGGACGUACGCUACCACUACGCUGAAAUCAGCUCGCAGGUGCCGCUGGGGAAGAGGCUUCGGGAGUACUUCAACCCAGAGAAGCCGGAGGGCCGCGUCGUCAUGACCAAAGUCCAGAAGAUGAACUGGAAGAACGUGUACUACAAGUUCCUGGACAUCACCAUCAGCGAGGCCCGCUGCCUGGAGCUCCACAUGGAGGUGGACUGGAUCCCCGUGUCACAGUCUCAGGUGAUGAGCAGCAGCAAGGUCUCGUCCCACUACCUCCUUCCCGGCUACAUCCCCAAGACACAUGGGCUGUAUGCCGUGGGCUACGAGUGUCCGUUGUCCUGCGACAGCGCCGCUCACACGUCUCCCCAGGCGGAGCGGGAGGACGGCGGCGACGCGCCUCAGGGUGAGGCAGAAAACGGGUCAGAGCGGUGUGAAGCAGGAGCGGGCCAAGGUGUCAGGACUGGGCCAAAUGUCACGUACUGCUACUUGGGCAUAGCAGAGGACAGGACCAUUCAGCAGUGCCUCUUCCAGCACUUUCAGGGACCAGGGAAGCACUGCGCCCACGGGGAGCCUUCCAGCGUGACCCGCUUCCUGCAGCAGAACUGUCGCAGCGCCAGAACGGCUCCGGACGGCCAAUGCAGCGGAGAAUCGGCCCAGCGAUGCGCCGUUUACGUCAAAUUCAUAGAGGUGGAGCUGGACUUCCUGUCGGCGGGCUCCCUGGUGGAGUGCCUGGAGACUGCUGUGGGUUACUCGUUAAAGUUCAACAACAGGGAGACGCUGUAACCACUCAGUGUUUAAGGUUGGCUGUUCACAGAGGAGUCAGCAGCGCUGGUGCUGGCAGGAUCCCGCUCUGGGGAUUUACAUCUGGCUUCAGCCAAGCAGCUUCAAGGGUUUACAGGUUUUGUGUCUUCUGGUUGUCAUGGAAACAAGUGUUGCUAUUUAAUGUUCAUUUGUCGCUGACAGAUUUAUUUCUUUAUCUGUCGACAGUUAAAGCUGCCCGUCAGAACAAGCCCCUGAAGAUGCGCUUAAAGUCAUUCGAAACACUUAAUCUGAUUUCCGGUAUUUAAGCUGACUCGGCUUGAUUUUCAUGCACUAGAAGUGUUGAGCUGCUUGUGACGUUUGUACGUGGCGUGAUCAGGCAGAGCAGGGUUGGAAAGGGGACUACGCUUCAGUAUGCAUCUGUCUACCUCAGUAGGAUGGAGCGAGCCAGGCAGUGAGGGGACCGUGUCAGAGACGGCCUUCACUGGCAGCAUCUCUGGGUGCAGGCAGAUUCAUGCCUUGGUUUUGCACAUGUCCGGGGCCAGCAGCAGGAGAUGCUUCCUCACAACAGCCUGCAGGAUGAAUGAUCACUUCCAGCUUAGUUCAGGAUUUUCAGGGUUAUACAGCUUCUUAUCAUCAGUCUGAUGUAGAAAUCAAAGCUUGAUCCCCAGCAGGGUGGGAUUCCAGAUGAAGGAUCAGAGGUGCAGGUCCACUUCAUGAGCACGCUGUUCCUGAGGGAGAAUUUAAGGACCAGUUUUUACAGCCGUCCAGAAAUGACUUCCUAAAUCUCUGCUGGGUUCAUAUUCUGCCCAGAGUCGGGUUCUUCUAACCUUUUUUGCUUCAGACUCCCUAAAUAGCUGCAGCAGUGGUCAAUUCGCCUCUUCCACUAUUUUAUCGUCCCGUCUGUAGCUUUGAACAGACAAUUUCAUGGCCACGUUGUGCAUCAGAUGAUUUCUCUCUGUACUGACCUGUUACCUUAAUCAUGGAGGUAAAUAUUCCUAAUUUAUAUUCAGCUCGUUUCAUUUAAUGACACAUUCUGUGUUUCGGAAUAAUCCCAAUGAUUGCAGCUCUGAUCUGUUGGUCCUGGUGACUCUUACAGAUUAAGAUCAAUCCAUAAUAACUCUGAGAUCUACUGCUGGCAGAUAUCAUUUAUAGGAGUCAUACAAACACAUCACUUCUGCAGCAGACCACUAGCAGACAAUGGAGAGUUACUUUGGUCAGUUGUUGGACCGAGUUUCCUUACACACAUUUGUGUGUAAGGACAAAUGUCCUUACACACCUGUGGGAGCUUAUCUUACCGUCUGAUCUUCAUAUUCACGGCGAUCAAAGAAAAUAACCGGCCAACCAUACUAUGAUUGUCUGUUUUACAGGCUGGGUGGUUUGACCUCUGUCGCGUCUCCAUAGGCACCUGCAGCACAUGAAUGUAGUGAGAUCGAUAGACUCUGUCAGAUCUGACUCUAAUGAUGGUGAUUUCAUAUAGUCCCGUUUUCUUUUCCUACAUCAUUCUUCACUAAUUGGUCCCAUGACUCCAGCUCCAGCAGGUUCUCUCACCUGCUGAGUUAAGCAUGCUCAUUAUUGUCGAGGGGCUAGUUAAGAUGCCUUGUUGUAAAAGCCUCAGAUCGAGGAAGUUUUAUAAUCCGACACAUGAAAAGAACCCAAUUAGAAACCAAGUGCAGUGUGGCCACCAGGUGGCGGUGUCUGAUCAGAAGCCAGAGCCAUUAAGAAACCCUGAUGGCUUCAGUCCUGUCUCACGCUGGUUUUAUUGCUCUGAUGCACGUGUUUAGUUUACAGCCCUGUCCGUCUCUGUCAGCUGGCUUACCUGUUCUCACUCUAGAACAAACCGGGUUCUCCAUUGGAAACACCUGCCAGUAGUUUGGAGCAUCCCUUGCUGCAGCCUCUGGACGGUCGCUGAUGGAGUGAUGUGUCAUCAGUGAAUCCAGCGCGUAAGAUUUCAAAUGCAGACAACAGGAAAUGUUUAUCGUGUUCAGGAUAUGGGGUUGGCUCCCGGGUCUGAAAGCGACCUGGAAGCAGGUUGUUCAGGUUGUGUGCAAUGUGCCAGGAAAGAACUGUGGUAAAGAACAAAACAUGGUGUGUCCAUAUGGUUCUAUGUAAUGUGAAAUCUACCAUAUAGCUUAUAGAAUAUAUAUUUAAGAACGUUGGUGUUCUUGAGCAUUCCAGGUUUGGUGACAUUUAUUUGGUCAGAAAUCAAAGGUAUCCAGAUAACUGAUAUUUUUACCUCAUUGAUUAAUGCCAUGUACUGUAUGUGCUUGUUUCAAAGUCAUCAUCUUGUCUGUUUACAUGUUUGAUCAACAAUAAAUGGAGAACUCUGUGGAAUCACA